Williopsis jadinii is the source of this 2780-nucleotide messenger RNA. RefSeq names its product DEAD-box RNA helicase PRP5 (gene PRP5). Gene Ontology annotation, cellular component: nucleus. The transcript is spliced from 2 exons. Gene Ontology annotation, biological process: mRNA splicing, via spliceosome. The coding region runs from base 434 to 2431 and encodes 665 amino acids. The record is from RefSeq and is a predicted model, not a curated record. Gene Ontology annotation, molecular function: nucleic acid binding; RNA helicase activity; ATP binding. NCBI's taxonomy places the organism in Eukaryota, Fungi, Ascomycota, Saccharomycetes, Phaffomycetales, Wickerhamomycetaceae.
AAAACCACAACCGAUAGGGCGGUAAACAAUCAGGGCACUAACGGUAGAGCGGUUCACAGCCAGAUAUUCUAGCGAUGACAAACAGCGAUUCAAGAAAGCUGACAAGUUGAAGAAGCUAGAAGCAUGGAAGAAGAAACAAGCUGAGCGUAAAAGGCUAAAGGAACUAGAGAAGAAGCAAGACUCACCAAAUGUCGAUAAUGCACUGCCGAAGAAAACUACGCUGGCUCUUGCGCAGUUCUCAAAGGGCUCUAAGCUGGUGAAGAAGAGAUCUUCUGGCAUCAGUGCCAAUGUAUUUGGUGAUGGCGAUGAUGGCGAAGACACUGGUAGGAAGAGACCACGGUUCAUCCCUACAAACGAUGAAGAUGAAGAGCAAGAAGAUGGUGAUAUCGACGAUUUGGUUGAUAAAGGACAUGAGGAUCCACUUGAAGCGUUCAUGAACAGUUUGAGUGGAGACUCUACAAACGUGCCUAGCGAGCGGAAUUCUGAACUAAUCGAUGACGAAGAUGGUACUGCAUCUACAAAUAUGGAUGCCGUUGAUGGGAAUGAAGAAGCUACAAAGCUAUUGAAAAAGUUGAAGACAAAGAAAACGAGGGAUAUACAGACGUACAAGUUCAAUUUGAAAGAACUCGAACCUUUGAGGAAGAAUUUCUUUGUCAAUACCAAUCCAAUAGAUCCUGAUGAGGCUAUCAACUUUCAAGUGAUGAAUAACAUAUUCAUCAAUAACAAGUCCAUAACUCCUGUGAUGAACUUCUAUCACAUGGGCCUAGAUGCUGAGACGAUAUCAGUGAUAACAGAACAUUUCCGGUUCAAACUUCCAACCCCAAUUCAGUCGCAGACGAUACCGGCUAUAAUGACAGGAAAUGACGUUAUAGGUAUUGGAAAGACUGGUUCAGGCAAAACUAUGUGCUACUUACUUGGAAUGCUAAAACAUAUCAAACAACAGAGACCACUUUCGAAGGGCGAGACUGGGCCUAUGGGAGUAAUCCUAUCCCCAACGAGAGAACUGGCAAUUCAAAUCCAUGAAACCUGUUGUGAAUUUCUCAAAGUGAACUCGAUGAAUGCUAUAUGCUGCACAGGUGGGUCGGAAUUACAGAAACAAAUCAAUGACCUUAAAAGGGGGGUUGAGGUAAUAAUUGCCACACCCGGAAGAUUUAUUGACCUUCUUACUUUGAACAAUGGUAAACUUUUGAAAACUGAUAGAAUAUCUUUCGUGACGUUAGAUGAAGCAGAUCGUUUGUUUGAUUUGGGAUUCGAACCACAGAUCAAUCAAAUUAUGAAGACUAUAAGACCAGACAAACAGUGUGUUCUUUUUUCUGCAACUUUCCCUUCAAAGUUACAGGCGUUUGCCGUCAAGAUACUUCAUAAGCCUGUUAUUAUAGCUGUGGGAAAUAAGCAAGUUGUGAAUGAAAAUAUCACACAGAUGGCAAAAGUCAUUGAUAAAGAAUCGGAUAAGUUCAACUACCUUCUGAAUAUCCUGGGUAAACAACCGGAACACUCAAAAACUAUUAUCUUUUGUGAAUCACAACUCCAGGUUGAUUUUAUGAAUAGAAGACUGUUGGGGAGUGGCCACUCACCUAUUCAGAUUCAUGCAGGUUUAUCAUCUAAUGAGAGGGCUCAGAAUUUGCAAAAAUUUAAGAAAGAUCCGAAUGCCAACAUUCUCAUAUGUACGGAGGUUCUUUCACGUGGGUUGGAUGUUCCGGAAGUCUCUUUGGUGAUUUUGUAUAAUGCAGCGAGGUCAUUUGCACAGUAUGUUCAUUCUACAGGAAGAACUGCGAGAGGGAACACCAAGGGUUCCGCAAUUUCUUUAAUAUCUUCACAGGAGGACUUGCAAGCAUAUAUCCUCUACAAAUGUAUGAAGCAGGAUGAAUUACCAGAUGAUGUGAAAGCGAUUGCGUUGAAAUUUGCUAAAGAUUUAGAUAGUGGUAAGAAGAAGAUCAGUGCCGGGUAUGGUGGUAAAGGGUUAGACAAUUUGGAUAAGCUUCGUGAUGAAACAGAACAAAAGGCCAAGCUGAAACUUGGCGAAACUGAAACAACGACAACUAAUGAAACAGAUCACGAAGAUGAAGACGAGGAAGAGGUCAAAGACCCUAACCUGGACAUUGUCUACAACAUACAGACAGAUUCAGUUGAUAAAGGUGAUUUCAACGCCAAGAUCAACAUUAAUGAUUUGCCACAGGACAUCAGGUGGAUCGCCUCCAACAAUGCCACGUUGACCAAGAUUAUUGAACAGACAUCUGUCUCUGUUACCUAUAAAGGUCGCUUCUAUCCUGAGGGUAAAGAACCAGAAGCAGGCGAAGAGCCAAAGCUGUACUUGUUGGUUGAGGCCACCAGGGAACAACAGCUGUUCGAUGCCAUUGAUCUUUUCAAGUCAAUUGUGGUUAGUGGGCUAAAGAAGGCUACGCAGGACAGAUCAGGUAAGUUUAGCAUGUGAAUAUCACGAUCUAUACACAUCCUUAAUCGUAUACAAGAGGCGUAGUUUUCUUAUCAGCUGCAUCCGCCUGUUCUUUCAAAAAGGUUGAAUGCGUCUUCUUUCUCUCUUCCUCAAGUUUCUUCCCCAAGGCUCCUUGUUUAGUCAUCUGCUGCUCAUAUCGCACUUCAGCUGCCUUUCUAGCGGCCUCACGGGGGUCCUCAUCUUGAUUCGAUGUAUUUGUAGCUUCUGAUAAUUUCUUCCCUUGAGGUGCGAACUUGGAGGUAGAACCCACGGUGUGCACCUUCUGUGGCUUUGUAACAGAUGGCUUGCUAGUAUUCGCCACCUUUUGUGUCCUCUUAUUGGUCGUUUG